Rosa chinensis is the source of this 608-nucleotide messenger RNA. RefSeq lists its product as uncharacterized. The transcript has 2 exons. Lineage: Eukaryota; Viridiplantae; Streptophyta; Magnoliopsida; Rosales; Rosaceae. The record is from RefSeq and is a predicted model, not a curated record. Bases 65 to 472 code for a protein of 135 amino acids.
GAAUGAUUAAUUACUUGGAGAAAAACUAGUUGUUGGUUUCUACUUGGUUGGUUCUGAACUUCUGAUGGCUCUGGCAUGGGGUGCUGCCGCUGCUCCAUUGUUUUCUCUCCCUAAAAAUCCGAAACCGAGUUUGAGAUUUGGUACAUUCCGAUGCUCAACGAAGCCCGACAACAACGGCAACAACAAAAUAGCGCUCAGGACUUGCAAGAAUUGCAAAACCCAGUUCGAUCCAUCUCUCAAUCACCUCAGGGCUUGUCGAUUUCACACCGCUCAUUUUGGAGAUGUCCUAAACAUCUUGAAUUUAAAUACUCCUAUAGGAGAAACAAAGAGGAAGUUUGAGAGUGUGUACACGGGGGGCACCAUGAGUAGUCCCAACUCUGGCAAAGUUGUUCAAUACUGGCAUUGCUGUGGGUCUGAAGAUCCCUUCGACCCUGGAUGUACCGCUGCUCCUCACUCCUCCUAUGAUGACUGAGACCGAUCCUUUCUAAUAUGCAGCUGAUUCUCGAUUUCAUGUUGUAAAGAUUACACAACUAUCACAUCUUAAAUGACCACUGUCUUUUUACUUCUUUUUUUUUUUUUUUAAUUAAUUAAUUACCUCUUUGUUGAAA